Molecule: messenger RNA, 99 nt
Organism: Colletotrichum orchidophilum
Lineage: Eukaryota; Fungi; Ascomycota; Sordariomycetes; Glomerellales; Glomerellaceae
Exons: 1
Coding region: 1-99 (32 amino acids)
Source: RefSeq, a predicted model, not a curated record
AUGUCACUGCAGGUUUCCGUUAUAUCACAAGGGCUUUCUCCGCCUUCCUCAAAAGGCACUUCGGAAGACAGCUACCCCGCGAUGUGCCAGUACUGUUAG